AUGAACGAUUUCAUAAUUGGUGAUAAUCUAGUAUGAAUAUAUAUACAAAUUUAGGAAUUGGAAUCCUUUUUCAAAUAAAAUACAAAUGCAUUGCAUGAAUAAAAUCCAACUUUAAGAAAAACAGCAAUAACUUAGAUAUAUUAGAAAGUUACAGAUCCUAAUAUUGCUCAAUCAGAUUGUAAAAUAUAAAUCAAUAUUAAUAGCAUUGUCAUAAUAAAUACUUUUAAAAUAUGGUAAAGUACUUUUGAAGUCUUUCUCGGAUACUAAUGAAAAGGUGAGAGAAAUGUCCAUAAAAUCAAUGAUUUAGUAUCAAUAAUAUUAUAUAUUCUAGAUUGAUAACAAAUUCAGAAGAUAAUGAACCUAUAUUGAGUUAUGUUUUUUCAGUGUUGAUAGAAAGAAGCAAUUGCUAAGAUUUAGAAGGAAUUAGUCAUCUACCUGAAGUAAUGAGACCACCUCCCUCUUAAUUGCCAACAAGACUAAUGAAAUUUGUUGAAGAAUCAGAAGAAGUAAAUAUAUUUAUUAUCAUUAGAUUCGUUUGUUAUUGACAUAAUUCUUAUAUUCAAUUAUGUGUAAAAAUGAUAGUGAUAACUUACAUGAAUAUAUAGAUGAUAUUGUGGAUAUUCAUAGAGCUUUCUUAAUGGAUCCUUUUGGUGAAGUCUAAAAAGAAGCUUGCAAAAGUUUGGGUAAAUUUUGUAAAGUUAACCAUCAAAUGCUUUUACAUUUUACAGAAAAAAUGGGAAGAGCUAUUCUUCAUCCACUUGUAAAUAAGAAGAGUCCAGUUAGAAUAGCAGCUUUAGAAGCUCUAUCAGCUGUUCUCUUAUGUGGAGUAUGGAAAAACAAUGCAUUUGUAUUUGAAAUAUUAACAGGCUUCAAAGAUCCUAAUUCUGUUCCUAUCAAAGCUUUUUUUGAACCUAUGCAUCAUAUUAAUUAUUUAGUAAAAAUACUUAUAUAAUAUUAGGCUACAUUAAUUAUAGAUCCAAAAUAAUAAGUAAGAUAAGCCUUUAUCAAAGAAAUUGGAUUUUGGUUAAGAGGAUUAGCUGAUAGAUGGGAUCAUCAUCCAAGACUUGUUCCUUAUCUUUUAUCUGGACUUUUUGAUACAGAUCCAUCAAUUUAGGAAGCAGCCUUAUAGAUAAUAGAAGAUGUUGGUAAAGAGUGGGAGAUAGAGAAAGAGAAGGAUAUAAAAAAUGUUAGAUAAUUAGGAAUAGAACCUGGUUGGACAUUAGAUGGUAAAUUAUCAUAAUUACCAUUACCUCCUCCUUUUAAGGAAAGACCAAAAUUAGGAAUGAGAGGAUUUAUCAAAAGUUAAGUGAGAAAAAUGUGGCCAGCUAUUUAUAAAGAAAUUAUAGAUAAUAAUGAAGAAAAUAGAUUAAGAGCUAGUCAUUUAAUGACUCUAGGUGUUUUAUUUAGUGAGGAUUAUAUGACAUAGUUUUUGGAUAACUUUAUACCAAAUACCAUAAUGGCCAUUAAAUCAGGUUAAACAAAAAUAGAUAAGAAUGUUCAAUUAAAUGUAAUUAAAUUAUAAUAAUAUAAUUUAGUUAUAAAAAACUUAUUAAUUAUUGGGAAGAUUCUGUGAUUAUACUUCAUAUUCUUUUAUUAUCUUCUCAAGUAUGAGAGGUAAGUAUAUAAGGGAUGAAUAAUAUAUAAGAAGUGCUACUUAAGCUUUAAGUUGGCUUUGUCAAGGAGCAAUAGAAGCUACUUAUUAAGGAAUAGGAUAAAAAAUGGAAUUAUUAAACAAUAUAGUAGAUCUUUUAUGUGAAAAUAGUAUGAUUGAGAGCAUUUCAACAAUAAAUUAUUUAGAAAUAUAGGAAGUAUUUAAUUUUAUAGAUAUAUUAAUAGUUACUUAGUACAGUUAAAAAAUCAAUUGAAAAGAUGGGUAAUUAAGAUGAAGUAAUAGCAUUUAAUUAGAAAUAUUAAUAUUAAUUAAAUUUAUUAGAUAAUGUAAUAAAUUAUAUCUUAAAUUUCAAUGGAGUGUUAUUAAAUCAAUAAAUUUAAUAGAGUUAGAAACUUUAAUAUAGUAAUGAUAGAAUUAAAUUAUUGAAAGUAGAUAAUAUGAAAAAUGAUUUUUUAUUUGGAGAUUCAGGAUGGAAAAAUGUAAUUUCAGAAUUAAUUCAUUAAUUACAUUAUGGUUCUACUUAAGCAUAUUAAUUAACAGAUAUACUUUAUGAUUUUAUACUUCCAAAUUCAUUACCUGAACCAUGUGAUUUUAUUCUUAAACUUACUUAAUUAUUAUUGUAGUCAUUUGAAUAAUAGCAUUCUUAAUUAUAUUUAUAGAUUAUACUAAAAUUAUGUGCAAUUGCAGGAUAAUGGUUGAAUUCUUUAUAGUAAAAAUAAUUUACAUAAAAAUUACUUGAUAAUAUGUUGGUUACUUUCAAGACAAUUUCUGGAUAUUUAAGUAAAAAGAGAGAUAUUGGAAAAAUUAUGUGUAAAGAUUAAUUAUCACUUGAUUAUUAUACUAGGAUUGUAAUAUCAUUAUGUAAUUCAUAUUAAAAGUUUUACAGAAAAUAAUAUUAUAUGAUAGUUGUUUGUAUUAGUGAAUUUUGUAAUUUGUUUUUACCUUAUCCUUCAUCAAAAGUAAUAUUUAUUUAAUAAUAUUUAUAAAGCAUCUUUUAGAUAGUAAAAAUCAGUUAUAUUUAUUGCCAAACUUAUAAAAUUUUUGUUUUGAUGCAAUUGAUUAAUAUGGUGGUGAAUAAAAUUAAGAAACUAGAAAACAUUUAUUUUCUAUUUUAUCAUAUAUCAAUUAAUUUAUACCUGUUUAAGAGACAUAUUUAGGAGAUCCACAUGUUAUUGAAAAUUAUUAAAAAUAUAUUCAAUAAUUAUUGCGUUUAUGUAUAGAAGUAUUUUAAUAUAUAUAUUAUUAAAGGAGAAAGAUCUUUAAUUUUAAGAUAUAUAUAAGAUUAUGAUUAAAGAACUUUGUAAUAAAACAAGAAAUAACUUUUUAUAAGAACUUGAAAUUUCAAAACACAACAAUCAAUUAUCAAGAGUUGAACUGCUUUAUGUCAUAAUAAAUUAAUGA
Messenger RNA from Paramecium pentaurelia, 3013 nucleotides. The record is from the annotation of a GenBank genome assembly. Lineage: Eukaryota; Ciliophora; Oligohymenophorea; Peniculida; Parameciidae.